GUUUAUAUAUAUUCAGGUACUUAAUCCCAUAUUUUAAAUACCAAAGUCGAGAACAAGUGACUAGGUUAAGACAUUCGUGCUAACAAGAACGCCAACUUGAAUCUAUAUAUAAUAGAUAGAAAGCUCUAAGGAUGCUCCCUCUUACUACAACAAAAACCCCUCUACCGCCACUCAUCUAUAUCACUUCUCCAGUUACGUUAAACCCCAUCUUGGCAUCAAACAAUCAAAGGACCACUUAACCAAGCCAGCACAGCUAUUACCCUCUUGGCAAGCUCGUCAUGGAACUUGGAAUCGAUCCUGGGAAGAAGGGUGAAACUCCCCAGCUUCAUACCCUGCCUCUUGAGCUCCAGGCUAUGAUCGUUAUCGGUAUGGCACCCCAGCACUUUCGGAAGGCCUUCUUCACAUGCCGUUUGGUAUGUCGAAGGCUCAAGGAGGCCACGGACCUUGCUUUCAGGAAUAAAUUCGUCCCCUCGCUCCAAUUUGCGAUUUUUCUAGAUGAAGUUACCGUGGCUCGUAAGUCCGGGCGUCAGAUAGCCGUCCAUGAAGAUGCUUCUAUCAGAGGAGAUUUAGAUUUUACCUCAUUUUCCGAGGAUAAUACUCAGGCUAUCUUAUCUUACGUCCCUAGUUGCGGUGUUGAUACACUUGACGAUACCGUGUUGUCAGAUGACUCAGAAGUUCGGUUCAGGCCUCUUCGAUUUUGGCCACUACGUCCUAUUUUUGGCCUUCUUUGGCGAGGUACCAUGGAGCGUUACCAAGUUCGGACUACAGAGGAUGGAUAUACCAAGCCUUGUCUCAGGAUCUCUGGCAUGUUGUUCCAUUUACCAUAUAUAGACGACAUCAAGUUCGACCCUGAAAAAGUCGAGCUCAGAAUCCCCUGUGUUAGACUUGCGGCCUGCUUGUUCCCCAGACAGAAUGCGUUUGGGGAACAACUCAAGCUAAUGGCAUGCCAGGACCUUGAGGCCACCCGUUGGAGGAUUUCAAUCCCAUCUGUAGAACAAGGGCUACGAAUUGCCUUGCGUUCGAAUGUCGUGCGCGUCGAACGAUUCAAAACAUGCUUCGAAGCGGCUUAUUGGGAAUACUCACGCCAGUUUCGAGAGGAACCAUGCCAGUACUGGGCUCUCCCUUAUACUUAUGAGAAUUCCGAUCCCCUCGAUUGGUACCUAGAAUGGGCCGAGUACGUUAGAAUAAGCUUAACGACUCAUUGAAUAUGAUCUGGCGCGAAUAGAGCAGCUGACAAUAAGUCUGACGG
Messenger RNA from Daldinia decipiens, 1249 nucleotides. RefSeq lists its product as uncharacterized. The record is from RefSeq and is a predicted model, not a curated record. Bases 279 to 1205 code for a protein of 308 amino acids. Lineage: Eukaryota; Fungi; Ascomycota; Sordariomycetes; Xylariales; Hypoxylaceae. The transcript is spliced from 2 exons.